UAGGGACCACCUCUUUGCUCUUUCUUCCACACGGUAACCACUUUCCCCUGCAACUUCCCCCUUCUCUAAAGCCCUUGCGUGCGAGAGAUAUUCCAUGGAUUAGGGCUUUCCAGAAAGUAAAACAACCUCCCUCAGCUCCUCUUCACCACUGGUUUUUGAGAUGAUCUGUGUGCUCGGCGCCGUUGAUUAUUAUGUCUUAUUCUGACUUGCUGAACCUGCUGUUUGCCGUGGGCGUUUGGUGCACCGCGUAUAUUGCGGCUGCCGUUCUCGAGUCGCUCCGGGUCUUCCAUACUCUCUGUUCGUUUUGAUUUCGAUAGCUGUUUUCGAAGGCUAAGAUGGGCUACGCACAGCUGGUCAUCGGCCCUGCCGGCAGUGGCAAGUCGACUUAUUGCUCGAGUUUGUAUCAACAUUGUGAAGCUAUUGGGCGGACAAUACACAUUGUUAACCUAGAUCCUGCAGCAGAGAACUUUGACUAUCCUGUGGCCAUGGAUAUCAGAGAACUCAUUUCAUUGGAUGAUGUUAUGGAGGAACUUGGACUAGGCCCAAAUGGUGGCCUCAUGUACUGCAUGGAACAUCUUGAGGAAAACCUGGAUGAUUGGCUCACUGAGGAGCUGGAUAACUAUUUGGACGAUGAUUACUUAGUAUUCGACUGCCCAGGCCAGAUAGAACUUUUCUCACAUGUGCCAGUGCUUCGAAAUUUUGUGGAGCAUUUACAGCGUAAGAACUUCAAUGUCUGUGGGGUAUACUUGCUUGAUUCACAGUUCAUCACAGAUGUGACCAAAUUUAUCAGUGGAUGCAUGGCAUCUCUCUCUGCCAUGGUUCAACUCGAAUUGCCCCAUGUAAAUAUCCUGUCAAAAAUGGACCUUGUGAAAAACAAGAGAGAUAUUGAUGAUUACUUGAAUCCGGAACCUCGAGUGUUGUUGUCAGAGUUGAACCAAACAAUGGCUCCUAAGUUUGAGAAGCUCAAUAAAGCUUUGGCAGAACUGGUGGAUGAAUAUAGCAUGGUGAGCUUCAUACCUCUCGAUUUGAGGAAAGAGAGCAGCAUACAAUAUGUAUUGUCCCAAAUCGACAAUUGCAUCCAGUAUGGGGAAGACGCGGACGUCAAGGUCAAGGAUUUGGAUCCAGAAGAGGAUGACUUAAGUCCCUAGAUGUAUUUUCGAUGUACUUGGGAGUGUCUUAUGACAACUUUGAAGUGUUGCGCGGUGAUGUCGAUCCUUCCAUCCACAUCAUGUCAUUUGUCAUUGGGUCGAAACUUGUGUGAUAUUUCUAGCGGAGUGGAGUUGAAGUGUAGAUAUAGGCCUUCUGUUUAGAGUCCAUGUCCUGGAGACUGAAACUUUCUAUAAUCUUAUGCUCCAACGUGAGUUAGUUCCUCUGUUUUGCUUUUAAAUUAUCUUGGUUUCCCUCA
Molecule: messenger RNA, 1405 nt
Organism: Eucalyptus grandis
Lineage: Eukaryota; Viridiplantae; Streptophyta; Magnoliopsida; Myrtales; Myrtaceae
Product: GPN-loop GTPase 3
Exons: 10
Coding region: 336-1148 (270 amino acids)
Molecular function (GO): GTPase activity
Source: RefSeq, a predicted model, not a curated record